AUGUCAGACUAUGCACUUGUCCGAACUCGCUCAGCUUUAGCUCUUUCGAGUUGCGCUCCUAUAGGUUUAACUCGCACGUAUUCAGUGCCUGAUUUGUACAGGCCUUCAUUUUCAUCUUAUUACUACUAUCCCUACUACAGUUCGAGAUAUUGGACGGAUUCUUACUACAACUAUUCUUGGCCCUACACCUAUCGAAGCUAUUAUUCAUACCCUUAUAGUCGUUACUACUACCCUUAUGGCUAUUAUGGAUACUAUCCAUACAGCUACUAUAGCCGCUACAGAAGCUACUUAGAUUACAGUUUGCCCUACUACUCAAGAAGGUGGUACGAUCCUUACUAUGAUUCAUAUUUGGGCAGUUAUCGCUAUCGGAGCUGGCUUCUCGACAGUAUCUAUUAUUGA
This is a messenger RNA of Meloidogyne enterolobii, 399 nucleotides long. Lineage: Eukaryota; Metazoa; Nematoda; Chromadorea; Rhabditida; Meloidogynidae. The record is from the annotation of a GenBank genome assembly.